Messenger RNA from Leishmania braziliensis MHOM/BR/75/M2904, 1200 nucleotides. RefSeq names its product putative alcohol dehydrogenase. The coding region runs from base 1 to 1200 and encodes 399 amino acids. Gene Ontology annotation, molecular function: alcohol dehydrogenase (NAD+) activity; metal ion binding. The transcript has a single exon. The record is from RefSeq and is a predicted model, not a curated record. NCBI's taxonomy places the organism in Eukaryota, Euglenozoa, Kinetoplastea, Trypanosomatida, Trypanosomatidae.
AUGAUGUGCCGCGCGUACCAGCUCACCCUGUGCGCGACGACCUACCUGCUGCGUUGGCGAACGCCAACAAUCAUCCAAGGCGCCGGCUCCCUGGCGAAGUUGCCGAACCUCGUACGCGGGGCGAGGCUGCAGAAGGGACUUCUGGUCACAGAUGCAGUGGUCAUGAGGCUUGGCCUCGUCGACAGCUUCAUCGACGAGAUGAAUAAACAGAGCACCGAGUUGGUCAUCUACAAGGAUGUACUGCCGAACCCCACUGUCGACAUGGUGGAGGAGGCCAAUGCACUGUACAAAACGAAUAAGUGCGACUACAUCGUCGCCGUCGGUGGCGGGAGCGUCAUCGACUGUGCAAAGCUGAUUGGCGUGCGCCAGGCGCGCCCCCGCACCGCGCUUCUGUACACGCGAGGGCUCUUCCGUGUUCUGUGGCCGCUGCCGCCGCUCAUCGCCGUCCCUACAACAGCGGGCACUGGGAGCGAGUGCACGAUUGGCGCUGUCGUGUGCGACCCUGCGCGGAAUGAUAAGUUUGCCAUCAUGGACCCCUUCCUCACUCCCUCCCACUGCGUGCUCGACCCGGUCCUGACAGUGACGAUGCCCAAGUUUGUGACGGCCACCACCGGCAUGGACGCCUUGACGCACGUCGUGGAGGCGUACUUAAACAUCUUUCACUUCCGCACCGUCGACAAGGCGGCGCUGAGCGCGAUGGAGCUGAUCGCGAAGUACCUGCCCUGUGUGUACAAGGACGGCACGAACCUGGAGGCACGCGAGAAGAUGCUGCAGGCGUCGUACUUUGCCGGUCUCUCCUUCACUCGUGCUGGUGUCGGCAACGUGCACGCGGCGGCGCACGCGCUAGGCGGGCUGUACAACGUGCCGCACGGCUACGCCAACGCUGUGAUUCUGCCGCACUUGCUCAACAUGUACGGCAGCGCGGCGCACAGGUCGCUUGCUCGGCUUGCUGAGGCGGCAAACAUCCCCGGUGCCAACGAUGCGGAUAAGGCGGCGAACUUCAUUAUGUGGGUUCGUGAGAUGAAUGUGCUAAUGGAGAUCCCAACGACGUUCAGUGCCGGUGACCCGCGCUGGACCCUCCACAAGAAGGACAUCCCCUUCCUCGCGAAGCACGCCGUCACUGAGGCGAACCCGUUGUACGCCGUGCCGGUGAUAUUCGGAGAGGAAGAAAUGACCGAGCUCUUCCACCGCAUUAUGUGA